Penicillium concentricum is the source of this 648-nucleotide messenger RNA. RefSeq names its product LITAF-like zinc ribbon domain-containing protein. NCBI's taxonomy places the organism in Eukaryota, Fungi, Ascomycota, Eurotiomycetes, Eurotiales, Aspergillaceae. The record is from RefSeq and is a predicted model, not a curated record. The coding region runs from base 1 to 648 and encodes 215 amino acids. Gene Ontology annotation, molecular function: zinc ion binding. The transcript is spliced from 3 exons.
AUGACAGGACACCCCGGACACCCCUCGCCAACGCCAACACCAGUUCCCAUAUACAGCGAAGCCCCAGAAGCCGUCUAUCCAACCCAUCCAACCCAAGGCCCCGUGAGCCCACAUUCCGACCAUUCUCACACCGGACAAUCCCUCCCAGACGCCCUGCACUCCAGCUACACCCCAACACCCAUAAACGGCCCUUCAGAAAAAGAAUACCCCUUCCAACCCGACUCCAUCGGCCAAGCACCAGCCUACGACGCGACAUCAAUGGCUGCUCCACCCGAGAAGGCGUACGCAGGUCAGCCCCUGACCGAGUACCCAGAAGCACAAACACAACCUCAGCAGUUCUACACGCCUUCCGGCCAUCCCAGUGGAUAUGUCACGGCCGUACCGCUACACGCCGUCCAGUCUGCGCCGUGUCCGGUUGACUGUCCUGUUUGUGGAAAGCGGGAGAUGACCCGUGUUGAGCCUGUGAGCGGUGGGACCACACAUGGCUGGGCUGCUAUUCUUUGCUUUUGUUGCUGUCUCGGCUGUAUCCCGUACUUGAUGUCAUCGCUUAAGGAUGUUGAGCAUUCUUGUGGGAAGUGUGGUGCUAAACUUGCGAAAUGGCAUAAUAGUGGCCGUGUAGAUGUCUUGCAGAAUGGGGCGAGGAAGUAA